Molecule: messenger RNA, 946 nt
Organism: Loxodonta africana (African savanna elephant)
Lineage: Eukaryota; Metazoa; Chordata; Mammalia; Proboscidea; Elephantidae
Product: keratin-associated protein 5-7-like
Exons: 1
Source: RefSeq, a predicted model, not a curated record
AAGAAAUUCUUAGACAGAAGCUGAGAGAAUUUGUCUCCAGCAUGUCCACACUGUAGAAAAUGCCCGCACAUGUUUCAGGAUGGAGAAAAAUGGUGACAGAUGGAACUCCAGAUGUGCAGGAAGUACUAGAGAGGAUAAACAUCCAAGUAAAUAAAAACAGCUUUUCUUCAGGGCUAUUUUGUCCUUUAAAAUACCGUUAAUCAUUUAAGCAAAAAUACUAUUUGUUGUGCAGUUUAUAGAAUACAUAAAAAUGUAAUUUUAUAGCCUACAUACAUUAUAAUAUACAUACAUGAUAUAAUACACAUACAAGGUGGGGAGGAGGCCAAAUAUAGAAAUCUGAGACAGGUGUAUGUUGGAUUAAACCAAUAGGAGCCAAUGGAUUUAAGAAAACAAACAAGAAUUGCUCUAGAGAAAUGGCACAAAUAGGAACCAGGAAGGGACCGUGUGCCCACAUCACACUUGACCCCGGGCAGGGAUAUAAGGGCUUCUGGCGCAGGAGGCUCCACACCUGAACACAUUCCUCUCUACCUGCUCCUCUGACCAAACCCAUCUUUAACCCACCAGAAUCAUGGGCUGCUGUGGCUGUUCUGGAGGCUAUGGGGGCUGCGGCUCCAGCUGUGGGGGCUGUGGCUCCAGCUGCUGUGUGCCCGUUUGCUGCUGCAAGCCUGUGUGCUGCUGUGUGCCAGCCUGUUCCUGCUUUAGCUGUGGCUCCUAUGGGGGCAGCAAGGGGGGCUGUGGCUCCUGUGGGGGCAGCAAGGGGGGCUGUGGCUCCUGUGGUGGCUUCCAGUCCACCUGCUGCAAGCCCAGCUGUUGCUAGUCCAGCUGCUGCAAACCUUGCUGCUGCUCUUCGGGCUGUGGGCAAUCCUACUGCCAGUCCAGCUGCUGCAAACCCAGCUGCUGCCAGUCCAGCUGCUGUGUCCCUGUUUGCUACCAGUGUAAGAUCUGA